Messenger RNA from Alternaria burnsii, 15912 nucleotides. RefSeq names its product midasin. Gene Ontology annotation, molecular function: ATP binding; ATP hydrolysis activity. The transcript has 3 exons. The record is from RefSeq and is a predicted model, not a curated record. Lineage: Eukaryota; Fungi; Ascomycota; Dothideomycetes; Pleosporales; Pleosporaceae. Gene Ontology annotation, biological process: rRNA processing; ribosomal large subunit assembly. Gene Ontology annotation, cellular component: nucleus; preribosome, large subunit precursor. Bases 1 to 15912 code for a protein of 5303 amino acids.
AUGGAAGGAAUUAAUACUCGCAAGACCGGUGAAAUGGUCAAUAUUAACGCGCUUGCUACCGAAGCGCUGAGGCCUGGAUCGACGGACGAUAUUUUCGUUCAACAUGGCGGACUUCUCACAGAGCUAUGUGCGCGGUGGAUACAGUCUGGCGCGAAGACCGACGCGAAGGUUGCAGCUUUUGGACGAUUACUACCAUUUGCGCCUCAUCUCGCAGAGCACGUGGAGCGAUUUCUAUCACAUACGUCAGAUUCGCCAGUGAUUGGGUCUAACGCUUCAAAUCAUGCGGCCACAGCGAUUCAAGAUUCGGAUUUAAUAGAAGUUCUGUUGGGAACCUUCCGACUCCUCAGCUACGACUGCAAGAACUUUACCCAUUUUGUACGACCACUAGCUCUGGAGAGCCUUUUCCACCACUCGAGCCGCAUUGUGCGGUAUCUGGCCAUACGGACGCUUUGCAUCUACGUGCACACAGCGGAUUAUGCCACCCAAGAGAUUAUGAAGAACUUUGUUGGAGACGGGGAGAUUGAAGGCCCAUGGGAAGGGCAACAAAUCGACUACCGGUUCUUGUCGUUAUGGGAAGAGAAGCGAUGGAAAGACUUGCAAAAGAAGUUGAGCCAGAACAGUUUCACUGAUGUGACUCAGGCAGUAGCUGUGCAACAAGACCUGUCACCAUAUACGGUCAACGUCAAUGGUGUCCUGUUGCCUCGAUUAGACGGUGCACCAUCCCAGGAGAGGCCUACUGAGCUGGUUCCGACUGCUACUACAGAACAGAACUUGAAGAAAAUCGCCUAUGGACUUCUUGAAUCUAGCCCAAUCCUACUCACUGGACUCGCAGGCUCAGGCAAGACGCUUCUUACCCGCCAUUUCGCAUGGCAACUUAACAAGCUGGAUAAGAUGGUUACCCUCCAUCUGAAUGAACAGAGCGACGCCAAACUAUUAAUUGGCAUGUACACAACCGGCGCCAAACCGGGAACGUUCGCAUGGCGCGCAGGUGUGCUUACUACGGCUGUUCGAGAAGGAAGAUGGAUCUUCAUUGAAGAUCUCGAUAGAGCACCAAACGAGGUCAUCAGCACCCUGCUACCGCUCAUCGAGCGCGGUGAGCUGCUCAUACCUAGCAGAGGAGAGACCAUACGAGCGGCACGUGGUUUCCGUAUCAUCGCGACCAUGCGAAGCACCCUCAACCCACGGGGCAAAGAGAUCAUACCCCGUCAGAGUAUGAUCGGUCAUCGAUUCUGGAACCCAAUUACUGUGCAAAUGCCACAAUUAGACGAAUUCCGCCAAGUGAUACACGCCAAGUAUCCUGCCCUGCAGAAACACCUUUCCGGCAUCAUGGAAGUCUAUGCGCGAUUGAUGGAGCUGUACUCAGAUGCAAAGUUCUCAUCCGAGAACGGUACGUCGCUUCGAGCCAUGACGCCACGAGAUUUGCUCAAGUGGUGCGAUCGGAUAGCAGUGCUUCUUGGACAAACCGCAUCUUUCAACAACGCACAAAAGGACGACAUAUUCAUGGAGGCAUUCGACUGCUUUGCUGGAAGUCUCCGCACCGAGAGCGCUCGGCUGAAGGUCAUGUCAUGUGUGGCUGAAGAGUUACAUAUCGAUCCCCAGCGACGUGAUCACCUACUACGAAAUCGUGAAAUCAAGCUUCAGGUACCUUCGAAGAUCACGGCAUCUGGUGCUAUCCAAAUUGGACGAGCGAGACUGUCCAAGCAUAAGUCCUCGAAGAAACUUGGCUCAGGGCGACCGUUCUCAACCAACGACUACACCCUACGGCUACUCGAAAAGGUAGCUGUAGCAGUCGAUCGCCAGGAGCCACUUCUAUUAGUGGGUGAGACGGGAACCGGAAAGACUACAUGCAUUCAGUAUCUGGCUGAGCAGCUUGGCCGAAAACUGGUAGCUUUCAAUCUGUCACAGCAAAGCGAGAGUGGCGACUUGCUUGGUGGAUUCAAGCCUGUCAAUGUGCGCAGCCUAGUGAUUCCCCUCAAGGACGAAUUUGACGAGAUUUUCGAUACUACGUUCUCGAGAAAGAAAAAUCUACGGUUCAUGGAAAUGCUCGGGAAACGCGUCGCAAAAGGCGAGUGGAAGCGCGUGUGUGCACUCUGGCGCGAGGCACUGAAGAUGGUAGACGCCGCCCGGAAGUCGCACGAAUCACAGACGUCGUCCCCAGAUCCUGACGGUGGUCAGCCAAAGAAGAAGCGGAAGAUGGACUCAUUACCUGUCAACUUUCCAACGGCUCGAUGGGAGAAAUUCGCAACCGACCUCCAUGACCUAGAGGCGCAGCUCUCUGGCGGUUCAGAGGCAUUUGCUUUCUCUUUUCUGGAAGGCAAUAUCGUCAAAGCAGUCAGGAAUGGUGACUGGGUACUUCUCGACGAGAUCAACUUGGCGUCCUCAGAUACUUUAGAGGCGCUUACUGAUCUUUUGGGCGGAGGACCAGACGGAAACCCAUCGAUACUGUUAACAGAGACUGGCAACGUUGAACGAGUGGUCGCGCAUCCCAAUUUCAGAGUGUUCGCCGCGAUGAACCCGGCAACCGAUGUAGGCAAGAAGGAUCUGCCGCCAGGCAUCCGAUCACGGUUCACGGAGCUCUUUGUUGAGAGUCCAGACAGUGAUGAGAAGAGCUUGCGCAAUAUUGUGGAGAAAUAUCUGGGUGGUGAUGGGACAGAUCCAGCAAUAGUACGAGUAGCACGCGAUGUCACUACACUGUAUCUCGACAUCCAAAGGCUCGCCAAAGCCAAUAUGCUCGUGGAUGGCGCUGACCAAAAAGCUCACUUCAGUCUACGAACAUUGACACGAACACUGUCAUACGCCAGGGAUAUUGCACCUCUCUGCACCCUCCGUCGAGCCUUGUAUGAAGGUUUCCACAUGAGUUUCUUGACAUUCCUAGGAAAGGCUUCUGAAGACCUAGUCGCGCCACUCAUUACCAAACACCUGUUCCCUCAAAAAGCUUCCAUGAAGGCUGAGCUCGGAAAGCCCCUUCAGCAACCUUCGGAUGGUCGAGGCUACGUCAGACAAGGCCACUAUUGGCUUCGGCAAGGUGUACAUGAUGUGGAAGAGCAGUCACACUACAUCAUCACCCCUUUUGUUCAACGCAACAUGAAUAACCUCAUUCGAGCCGCUUCUACACGAAAGUACCCAGUGUUAAUUCAAGGACCCACUUCGUCCGGUAAGACAAGUAUGAUCGAAUAUCUCGCCAAACGAUCAGGGAACAGAUUCGUCCGUAUCAACAAUCACGAGCAUACUGACUUGCAAGAGUACUUGGGCUCGUAUAUUUCUGGUGCUGACGGAAAGCUCACAUUCCAGGAAGGUAUCCUGGUGCGAGCACUUCGUGAAGGCCACUGGAUUGUCCUAGACGAGCUCAACUUGGCACCCACAGACGUUCUGGAAGCCCUCAAUCGCCUGCUCGACGACAAUCGGGAACUUCUGAUUCCGGAAACACAGGAAGUUGUUCGGCCGCAUGAGGACUUCAUGCUCUUUGCCACGCAAAAUCCGGCUGGUUUGUAUGGAGGACGCAAAGUUCUAUCACGAGCUUUCCGUAACCGAUUUCUGGAACUACACUUCGACGACAUACCGGUAGAAGAAUUGACUGAGAUUUUACAUCGCCGCACUAUGAUUCCGGAAACAUGGUGUAAACGGAUUGUGAAAGUCUAUCGGGAGCUUUCUACACUUCGACAAGAGAAUCGCAUCUUUGAGCAGAAGAGUUUCGCAACGCUACGAGACUUGUUUAGAUGGGCACAACGGAAAGCAGACACCGUGCAGGAUCUUGCAAACAAUGGUUACAUGCUUCUUGCAGAGCGUGUGCGUAAAGAGGAAGAGCGAGUCGCUGUCAAGAAGAUCCUGGAAACCGUGAUGAGCGAGAAGGGCCCCAAAGUGACGAUUGACGAAGAGCGGUUGUUCAGUCCCGACAGCUUGUCGAAUAUUGAGGGACUUAGCAAUGGUGUGACCAAAGUCAACACUGCUGUUGUUUGGACACGCGCGAUGCGUCGCCUUUCUGUCCUUGUUGCACAUGCUAUCCGUAACAAUGAACCUGUCCUACUUAUUGGAGAGACGGGUUGUGGAAAGACGACCGUCUGCCAAUUGCUUGCUGAUCAGUUCAACAAUCGACUUCACAUCGUCAACGCGCACCAGAACACAGAGACUGGCGAUUUGAUAGGUGCCCAACGACCCAUCAGGAACCGAGCUGCCAUCGAAGACUCUGUGAGGGAGCAGGUGCUCCAGGCACUCACCGGAAUCUCAAGAGAAAGCCUGCAAAGCGAUCCGACUUCGCUGGGCUCCGAAGAACUUAUGGCGUUGUAUGAUAAAGUCGCGAAAGAAUCACCUGAUUCUUUCCCUGAUGAGGUUCGCAAAUCUAUACUGGUCAGCCGAGCCAAGGCCAGUGCCUUGUUUGAAUGGGCAGAUGGUAGCUUGGUACAUGCGAUGAAACAAGGUCACUACUUCCUCCUUGAUGAGAUCUCUCUAGCUGAUGACUCUGUUCUCGAGCGUCUGAACAGUGUUCUUGAACCCUCACGAAGUCUACUGCUUGCAGAGAAGGGUCCUGUUGACUCGCACAUUACAGCUAGCGACGGAUUUCAGUUCCUUGCAACUAUGAACCCAGGUGGAGAUUAUGGCAAGAAAGAGCUCUCGCCAGCCCUUCGGAAUCGCUUCACGGAGAUAUGGGUUCCUGCAAUGUCAGAUCUUGAUGACAUCCUGGAAAUCGUACGAUCAAAGUUGGAGCCUAGCCUAAGUCACUUCGCUGGAGCCAUCGUUUCAUUCUCACAGUGGUUCAACGACAAGUACAACACCUCCGUCGCAUCUUCGAUAUCGAUCCGUGACACUUUAGCAUGGGUGUCUUUCAUCAACGACAUGAAGCACGACGAUCCCAUUUUCGGUGUCGUUCACGGUGCGGCAAUGGUUUUCAUCGAUACACUUGGAGCCAACCCAGCAGGCUUGCUUGCCAUCUCUGCAGCCACGAUCGAUGACGAGAAGACGUCAUGUCUGCAUCAUCUGAGCAAGCUCCUGGGCCAAGACGUCGCACCCAUGUACUUUGGAGCCAUUGACAUUGCGAGCACUGAGCAUUUCUUCCGUUUGGGAUCUUUUUCUAUCCCCAAGUUCUCAUCGGCGGCCUCGCAGGCAUCGAACUUCGCGCUGGAAGCACCGACUACUCGUUCCAAUGCGAUGCGUGUAAUCCGCGCCCUACAGCUUCCAAAGCCAAUCUUGUUGGAGGGUAAUCCUGGUGUGGGUAAGACCACACUGGUCACUGCCCUGGCUAAAGCUAUCGGCAAGCCUUUGACGCGUCUCAAUCUUUCUGAACAAACGGACCUUAUGGAUCUUUUUGGAUCAGAUGUGCCUGUCGAAGGAGGCGCCGCCGGUACUUUCGCUUGGCGUGACGCGCCGUUCCUCAAAGCCAUGAAGAAUGGUGAUUGGGUACUUCUUGACGAGAUGAACCUGGCGUCACAGUCCGUACUUGAAGGCCUCAACGCCGUCCUUGAUCAUCGUGGUGAGGUCUAUAUCUCCGAGCUGGACCAAACAUUCUAUAAGCACCGAGACUUCAGGGUCUUUGCAGCGCAAAAUCCGCACCACCAGGGCGGUGGCCGUAAGGGACUACCCGCAUCCUUCGUCAACCGAUUUACUGUCGUGUAUGCCGACGUUUUCCGUCCAGAAGACCUCACCCUCAUUUGCCAUAAGGUUUUCCCUGGCAUCGAGGAGCACGAAGUGGCUAAGCUUAUCCGAUUUGUUGCAGAGUUGGACAACCAAGUGGUCAACCGACGCGCAUUCGGUACUCUUGGCGCACCUUGGGAAUUCAACCUGCGUGAUACCUUACGCUGGCUGCAGCUUCUCACCUCGAAAGAUUUUCCAGGUUCAGCACGCGACUUCUUGGACACUAUUUUCGCCCAGCGCUUCCGCUCAGAGAGCGAUCGUGUCCGGCUACAUAGGGUAUUUGAGAGCCAGUAUGGCGUCCACCAGCCACGCAUCAGUCUUUUCCACAAUCUGAGCACACAGGCUAUUCAGGUCGGCCUAGGCUUGCUACCACGCGACACUGCACUGGCCCGACCAGAUUCUAUGUCAACUCUGCGCUCCUCGCAGCUAGGUCCAAUGGAAGCUCUUUUGGUCAGCGUCAAGCAGAAUUGGCCAGUCAUCAUCGUUGGUCCGCCGGGCUCGGGUAAGACUGCUAUGAUCAAUCAAUUAGCAAGCUUUGUCGGUACGGACCUGAUCACCUUCUCCAUGAACGCAGAUGUUGACGCCAUGGAUCUUGUUGGUGGAUAUGAGCAGUUGGACCCCACACGAGAAGUCCAUCGAUACCUUGGGCAGGCGGAAGAAAUCAUACGAAGACAUCUCGCGACCAGCACAACACAUUUGGCCGUGCAUCUUCGACUAUUGGAACAUCUUCAGGAUGGCUCCUUCGCGAGCGACAGUGGUGGUGCGGUACAGUUUCUCGAAAGCCUUGCAGGACUCAGCCCUGAAGCGUCUGAGCUGGCCCACAAGCUGCACUCGUCACUUCAGGCUUCCCACCAACAAAUCGAUGGCGCACGUUUUCAAUGGGUCGAUGGAAUUCUUAUCCGCUCGCUUGAGCAGGGCAAAUGGCUCGUGCUUGACAACGCAAACCUGUGCUCAAGCGCUGUUUUGGAUCGGUUGAACUCGCUACUGGAGCCCAACGGCUACCUUUCAAUCAACGAACAUUCAACAGAUGAUGGCGAAGCACGCAUCGUGCGCCCACACCCAAACUUCCGUAUUUUCAUGACCAUGGAUGCGAAAUACGGAGAGCUGUCAAGAGCAAUGCGGAACAGAGCUGUCGAGAUAUGUUUGCUAGAAGGCGAUGAUAAGGCUAUUCAAAACGAUCGACCGGUGGUACAAUAUCCGCUUGACUCCACUAUGUACCGGUAUCGCCAAUUCCAAGAACACGAAGACCAUCUGUCGGCAACUUUGGAACAACGUUUCGAGCAUUUGGGACUCCAGGACAACGACUUAUUGGCAGGUUUUACCAAGCAAGCGCGACAAGGUCUUGUAUUGAGUUCCUCUGUGCUACGGAAUGGAUCCAAUGACCAUGACCACACACAAUCAUCACCCGUGGUAGUCCAAACAAGUAUCGAUCAUGGAAUUCAGCAAUUUUCUGGGUUUCUGGAGACAACAUGGAAACCACAUGCGACGAAGGUUUACAACAAGCUAGGAACAGAGGAGCUGAUAAGACUACGCUCUUUCCAUCCCUUGAACAACGAGCUGUUGCUCAAUCAUACGGAAGAAUCGAGGACACUGAAUGUCUUGAGUGCGUCCAUGUACGAGAUCAUGUUUGAUCUGUACAAGAUGCAACAGGCUAUCCAAGACCUCCCUUCCGCUCGAUUCGAACGCCGCAAAGAGAGGCAGAAGCUGCCGGCGUUCCUGCAUGCAUACUGGCAAGGUAUGGUCAAAGUCGUGGAAGGCUUUUGGAAUGCGCUUCAGCAAGACCAUCAAUUCGACAUCGCUUUCCUUAAGCCAUUGCGGACGUUGUUCUGGGCCUUCCACGCUCUCACUACUGCCUCCACGUUCGAUCGUGCCACUUUCCAGACAUAUCUGAAGAUGUUGGCAUCAGCUACUCCCACAAUAGCUGGAGAAUCAGGUGACCUCGUACAAUCUAUCAGCAAUGCACUCUCCAAGCAGAUCGGUGUGUUUGGGUCUGACGUUCAGCUCACCACUGGCAUGGGCAUGGAACAUAUCUGGCGCGUCUUCAAAGCCUCUACGCCCACGACCCACAGUCAGCUGAAUGCUAUCUUGGAACUAGAAAGCUUAGCUGACAGACUUGAUGCGGUUAUGUGGCAGUCAACUCUACGCGUGGAUGAGAUGAUACAGCUACGCGAAAGAGUCGCUAGCUCCUUAAGCCUCGUUCGAAAGAAUCAAGUAGAUGCCAAGGAACUUGUCACAGGUCUCAGUAUAGCUAUUCAUGAUCUGGAGCAGAACAUCGGCGAAGACAACAUGUUGAUCACUCCAUACUUCGAGGACGAAUUUGAGGGUCUCUGUCAGUUCCUAGACAUUGCCCGUAACGAUACCGAUACCGGCCGAGAUGUAUCGCCUACAGCAGCUGUUGCAAACACCCGCGCAAAGUCAGCCCUAUUUGCCCGACGUGCAACCAAACUCGUAGAUCUCGCGUUUGGGCGAUCUUAUCAUGGAUCGGUGCAUUUUACCAAGUUGUACCGCCAUCUCGGACUGACGCGCAAGUCAGCGAACGCUAUGCUGGCACAGCUCGACCGGUUCGAGACAGAAUUACAAGUCCUCUCUCAACAAGUAUCACUUGACGCUGGUCGCAUAACGAAAGACCAAAACGUCGCGCUGGACCUACUUUACAGGGAUAUUUAUAACGAGAUCAUCUCAUCGCACUCCAACAUAGUUGUUGAGGCGGUGAGUGGAGGCUCUGCUAUAGUAUCCUCGGAUGCCAAUAUUCCCGAUUUCUAUCGAUCGACUUUAGAGGCUGGCAUCGCAAACUGCGCUCGAUCGCACGAUUCUGUUGUCGACUCAGCAGCAUGGAUUCACUUGGGUCUUCUGGGCUUACAGUUGUAUGUCCCAAAUUACCCACACGAUCCCGCACUCAGGCCUAUGAUCGAACGCGAUAUGUUCACCGCGGAGAAAAAUUCACUUCUGAAAGCACUUGGUGCGUUGAGAAUGUUCCAAGUCGACUCUACUGGGCAAUACACAAGCUUCCGUAUCCGACAAGUCGAGGAUGUGAUCAACAACAUGGGUCAAGAGCCACCUGUGCCGGCUAUCGUUCGCCCUACCAUCUCCGAGCUCGAUGAUCUUCAAGGCGAUUUUACGAACUUGCUAAGCACUAUUCAACCUCUUUUGAACCAGUCAAUGUCAGUACGAGAAGCGGCUCAUGACAUCACCUUACAGCAAAACAUCCUGCGGAUUAUCCAGCGACUAACAGAAGGAUAUCGGGGAUAUGACGACAUCACAGAUAUCGCAGUCGGCUUUCUCGUUUGUCUGCAGGUUGGUCUUAACAUGGGUCAGAGAGAAGAAGAGAAGAACGUCCAGAGCAACGUCACCAAGAGCUUGGCAUACAUAUCAUCGCAGACGCCUUUCUUCGGCCGAUCCAAGCCAAUGGAGAGAUCGGAAUCGGUGUUGGAGAUCAUGGAAGAAAGCCUGGCUCAGCGCGAACAUGCUAUCGACCUCAGAUGGCAUACUUUGAAUUACUUGCUCGUGCUGAGCAAUACCGAUCCGGCUGCUAUGACUACACCUGUAGCCAGAAAUCUACUGCAUGAUCUGUUCGCUAGUUUGUACAGUGAUUGGAAAACCAAGCUAGUUCAAGACCAGGAGAAAGAGGCUCAAAACUCAAGUCUGUACACUUACCGUGGAAUGGAUGACGACGAAGUUGACGAGGACCCGACACUGUUUCCAGACUACGACGCAGAUCAGGAGGACGAGAUCAAGCCAACCAAAUUGCCCUCUAACUCUCGCGACUAUGCCAUCAGACUUGCCAACUUACAUGCCGAGCUCUUCGUUCAGGGCAGGGACGCCCCAGACUCCAUCAAGGCGCUACUAGAGUGGUGUGCUACGGAACUCAAUCGUAUAUCGGGUAGCAAGAGCCAUGGUAGCAAGCACGAAGACGUCCUGCCAACCAUCUAUCUCGCGCUAGAGAAGAAGAUCAACGCGCUGUCAACUGCCAGCACAGCGAGAACCUACAAUUUCUACUUCGAUGCCAAUCUUUCGGAAGCCAAGCGUCUCAUCCAACUUAUUCACCAAAUUCAGGCACGCUACCGCCAGAUCCGCAGAAUCUGGCCCGAACAUGCGACACUCUCCGAGGUUCUACGCACGUGCGAUGAAGCACUCGAAUUCCGGCAUGUCGACCCAGUCGCAAAAUUUAUUACCAAGGCUGAGAAACUCUAUGCUUACAUGCAUGAAUGGCAAAAAGUCGCCAGCAAAGAAUACAAUACCGCGAACGUAUUUGAUGAUCUUACUAAGCUCCUAGUCAGCUGGAGAGAGCUUGAACUUACCACUUGGGCUCGACUAUUCGACAUGGAAGAGGAAAAAUACCAUGACGAUGCUAAGAGUUGGUUUUUUGUCGCGUACGAAACGAUCAUUGCUGCAUCGGAGAGCAGCGAGGAUGAGAAGAGCCUGCAGACACAUGUCAAGAACUUACUCAAGUCUUUGGAAGGAUUCUUCGAGGCGACCACGCUUGGGCAUUUCGAGCAGCGAAUUAAGCUUUUAAGACAGCUUCGCCAACACGCAGCUAUGCGCAUGCAAGACGUCGAUGCCUUCACGAUUGUGCAUGCCGCACUAGACAACUUCCUCGCCUACUACUCGCGUCUUGAGAAACCGGUGCACGAAACUCUUAGCAAAGGUCGUCAAGCCCUGGAAAAGCAAAUCACCGAUGUCAUUAAGCUUGCAAGCUGGAAGGAUACAAACAUCGAGGUCUUGAAGCAAAGUGCGAAAGCUAAUCAUCGCAAGUUGACAAAACUCGUCCGCAAGUUCAGAGCAUUGCUCAAUCGUCCUGUGUCUGGUGUAAUGAACGCAGGCUUCCCAGAUGAAAGUCAUCUGCUGCAUGACAUCUCUUUGGAGAAUGUCAUCACUGCUACAAACCCUGAGGCGCUAGAACUCUGCGCAACCAAAAUUCCCGGAUGGGGUGAGAGGCCUACUCGCUUCAAGAAUCUUGCUGUCACGGUCUCGAUGAUGCGCAAUCUCACAACGCCAAAGACUGCCACUGUUGACGGCGCAUCAUACAUCAGCGAAUUUAUUACUGACCUCUCAGGCUCUAUCAUCGAGCUACAGAAGGCUACUCCCACUACGCUCACAGAGGAAAACAAGGCAUCCGUGCAACAUCUCAAGACCCAGAAGCGCAAGCUCUACGCCGAUACGAUGAAACUGCUGCGGCAGAUGGGCAUCAACUCAAACCUGAGUGUGGAUACCUUAGCAAAGCAGGAUGAGCUUUCGACAGUACUCUCAACUAUAUCUCUGGUGAAAGGGAGUGAGAGCAUUGGUCAUGCCGCUGAGUAUCAUCUACACAAAGCUCUCAAUAUUAUGCCUCAGGUCCGCGCAGCUACUAGGGAACACUCUGGUGAUCUGACCGCAAACGAUGUUUCAAGGAGUAUUGGUUACUUGGAGGGCUUGUUGUAUACCUCUAUCCGGCAGCGCAAUGUGCUCAGCAAGGCUGCAUGCAGUCUUGAACUGAUCAAUGCGCCAAUGGCGCUUGUCGCCGACCUGUGCCAAUUGGAGCACGAGCAAUCAACACUGGUAUCAGAACACGUAGAUGUAUCUGGCUUCGUACAGCCGCAGCUUCGUUGGCUCGCUGCCAUGCUCGAAACUGCAAGCGACGUAGUGAAUGCGCAAGCCAGGCUUGGGAAGACGACUGAACUUGAUGCGUUGAUCCGCGACUUGCGCGCUUGGGCCAGCACUGCCCGAGGCCUUGCUGAUGCAUACGACAAAUCGCCAAAGCUGCCGCUCAACGUACAGUCCUUGGCUUACCAAGAAGUCAACGAUUCCGUCAAAACUUUCCUAUCAGAACUUCAGGGAGUGUUCGGCGUUUACGCUAAUAACAGCGACAUUGCGAGGACUGUACUUCAGCAAGUCGAACCGUUCCUAUUCUGCUAUCCUGCUACCAACACUGUACAAGCUUCAGACAGUCUGCGCAUAUCAGUUGAUGCUUAUGCCAAAGAUAUACUCACUUCUCUGGAUCUUGUCCUAGGUUCAAUGCAGGAUGUGGAGGUUGCAAUGACGGGCAUUCCUGCCUCAACGGAUGACGCGUCCUGGCUCCUUAAAGAGGAGCAAGCUCUUUCAGCUGCACUGACGGCCCUACACGCUCCUCACAUCAGUGAGACUUUGCAAGCACUUCUCGACAAGAUGCAACACCUUCAUGAGGACGCUAACUUACAAGCGAUAGUCGCUUUGUUCACUUCCGUCAAGCCCAUUCUAGACCAAUACGUGGCAACGCACAGAUAUAUCGUCAACCGUUUCGAUGCUCUACAUGCAUCCACUGCAAACCUACUUCACCGCCUCUCGAAGUCAUUCAUUCAAAUCAGCACGCAAGGCUUCUGUCAACCUCCAGAGAAAUCGAGUGAUCCACAAAAGGGCAAAGAUGACAAGCUUGAGUCUGGUACUGGCCUUGGUGAAGGGGAAGGCGCUGAAGAUAUCUCCAAAGACAUCGAGGAUGACGAAGAUCUCGAGGAUCUGGCGCAAGAGCAGAAGGGCGAGCGUGAGGGAAGUAUCGAAGAACAGGAAGAUGCAGUCGAUAUGGGCGAGCAAGAGAUGGAGGGUGAGACAGAGGAGGUAGGAGAGAAGGAAGAUAAGGGCGACGAGUCUGGUGAGGAAGGAGACGACGAUGCGCAAAGUGAAGUUGGCAGUGUCGAUGAUCUCGGCCCUAGUGCUGUAGACGAGAAAAUGUGGGACGAUGGAGGCAAGGAAGAUGACGCCAAGGACAAAGAAGGGAAAGACGACGUAGGAACCGAAGACCAAGAAGAGCAAGUUGCUGCCGAGAAGAAGGAGGAUGAGAAGACUGGCGAGGACAAAAAGGAAGAAGCGGAAGAUGAAAAGAAAGAGGGCGAAGGAGAAGAGGAAGACAUGGAGAUGGAAGGCGAGGAUCAGGAAGAGAACGUGGGUGCUGGUGAAAAAGAACAGAUGGAUCCCCACGCAAAGGAAGAAGAGACAUUGGACUUGCCAGAAGACUUGAACAUGGAUGGUCAAGAUGACGAAGGCAAAGAAGACGACGAUCUUGGCGAUAUGGACAUGGGCGACGAUCUGCCUGAAGACGAGAUGGAUCCGGAGGUCGAUCCCGGCCAGCCAGAUACCAUGGAGGAAGACAUUGGCCCUGAGCAAGAAGGCGAGGAUGAGAAAGACACCACUGGUCAUGUUGAAGAUGAGGAACAGCCAGAAGGAGAGCAAGAAGAUGAAGGUGACGAGCCCAUGGAAGAUGACGCCAUUCCUCUUCCAGACGAAAACAUGCCAGAAGAUGAAGUUCGCGAUCAAAAAGAUACUGAUCAAGCUGAUCCCAAUGCCGAAGCUGGUGCAGGGACCGAAGCCAAUGAGGAAGCACACAAGAACAAGAAUGAGCAAGCUUCCGCAAGUGCCGCAAACCAGGACGAAGGUCAAGAGGGAGAAUCUGCCGAGCAGCAACAAGCACCAACGAUUGAAGACGGGCAGCUUGGGCAAACAGCUGCACCAGACGCUGGCGGACACGGAGAGCAGCCCGAGGAGUCGAAAGAAACGCAAUCUUUCAAAAAGCUCGGCGAUGUUCUUGAGAAGUGGUACAAUCAACAGAAGCAGAUUCAAGACGCCCAGGAGAAGGAUGAAAAGCAGGCUCAGCAGAUAGACAAAGAGAUUGACAUGGCUGACGCGGACUUUGAGCAUCUCGGCGAUGAAGAACAGCAAGCUGAUACACAAGCAUUGGGUACCGCGACAGAGGACCAAGCAAAAACUUUGGAUCACGACAUGGCGCUGCCAAUGAAUGAAGAGGAAGACAAGAUGCCGACUCGGCCGGAAGACAAGGACGAAGAGAUGAUGGAAGCUGACAAAGACACCGAGAUGGAGGAGCCUGAGACGCAGGAUCAAGACGAAGAAGCUCAGCAGCCGCAAUCGAACGCUAUGGAAGGUCAACCGCAAGCUUUCGUCGGCGAACAAAGACCCUUCCCCGACCAAGAAGACGAAGACAUGGCUGAUGCUGUCGGACUCGACAAAGACACUUCUUCUACAGUGUCUUCUGCAGACAACAUUGAAGCCCAGCUCUCGCUCACUCACCUUGAACCAUCCUCCAUGGACCCCACGUCCGCACGUUCCCUCUGGCUAGCUCAUGAAGCGUCGACGCAUUCGCUUUCCCAACAACUCACAGAACAUCUCCGCCUCAUUCUCGCGCCAACUCUCGCUACAAAGCUCCGCGGUGACUUCCGCACGGGAAAGCGACUCAACUUGAAGCGCAUCAUCCCCUACAUCGCUUCAGGCUACAAGCGGGACAAGAUCUGGCUAAGACGCAGUAUGCCAAGUAAGAGGAGCUACCAAAUCAUGAUUGCGUUAGACAACAGUGGCAGUAUGGCCGACAGUGGUGCAAGUGGUCUUGCACUCAAAACCCUAACACUAGUUACCCGCUCGCUAUCGAUGCUAGAAGUUGGUGAAGUCAGCGUCGUGGGCUUCGGGGACGAAGUGAACGUCGCGCAUGAGUUUGACAAGCCAUUCACUUCCGAAGCAGGUGUACGCGUCUUUGAGCAAUUCGGUUUCGAUGCUAAGAAAACAAAUGUCCGUGGACUGGUUGACAAGAGUCUUGAGCUAUUCAAGGAUGCUCGUCAAAAAGGAUCAAGUUCAGCAGGUGAAGACCUCUGGCAAUUGAUGCUCAUCGUCAGUGAUGGUCUUUGCGAUGACCAUGCCGAGAUCCAGCGUCUUGUUCGCAAAGCACAAGAAGAGCGUGUGAUGAUCGUCUUCAUCAUUAUCGAUAGCUCGGCCGGUGCUCCUUUCGUACCGGUACCAGCGCCAUCUGACAACCCAGGUUCCCAGCCGCCGGCGCCUGCCAAAGACCAAGCGAAAACCUCUAUCUUGGACUUGCAGUCUGCCGUAUUCACCCCCGAGGAUUCAAUGGGUCGACUGAACCUUGAUGCAUUUGGCUCGGUUGCAUUCGUGUGGAAGACGCUGGGUCUACCACAGGAAGCUCUCAACUCAUUACAUUUACCUUUAGAUGCCAAAUGCCUACCGUCCUCUUUCAAAGUCGACAUUCUCGCACAAUCCACCAUUGCAACGUCUGCACUGGCGGCAGCUCUACUUUGGUCCGUUCGGAACGCAUGCUCAAUACCACGGGUCACGGUUCCAGCUGAGCACGCGUGUGUCGAGUUCAAAUCUGAGCGACUGUACACUGUCGACGGGAAGUCCGCGUCCCCACCCUGGGGUACUAUUGGUGGAUUUCACAAAGCAUCUGAUGGAUAUGUGAGGAUACACGAUUCUUUCCCGAAUCAUCAUCAGAACGCACUACAUGUGCUAGGACUUCCACCAAAUGCGACGAAAGAAGAUGUCACUCGAGAAGUUUCGAAAUGGAAAGCUGUGGAAUUGGAGACCGAAGCAUGGCGACGUGGAGCAGUAAUCGCCGCGCUACGAUCUAUCGAUCAAUGGGAGGCUUUACCCCAAGCCAGCGCUAUCGCGGAUACCCCUGUUCUCUUCGAGAGGAAUGCACACUCUGAGCCGCAUAUGCCACCGCAGCCAACAACGGAAAUGACGAACAAGUGCUUACACGGUGUCCGCGUUGUCGAGAUGAGCAGAGUCAUAGCCGCGCCAGUGGCUGGAAAAACACUAGCUGCGCAUGGGGCCGACGUUAUAUGGAUCACAUCGCCAUCUUUGCCUGAUCUUCCUGAUCUAGAUAUCGACUUGUCGCGUGGCAAGCGCACAGUACAGCUCGAUAUCAAGAAGGCUGAAGACAAGGCAAAACUGCUAGAUCUGCUCUCCACAGCCGACGUUUUCCUCCAGAGCUAUCGCCCUGGAAGCCUUGCGGCAAAGGGUCUCAGUGCGGCAGAGUUGAUGGAAGCGAACCCAAGACUGAUCGUGGCAAGUCUCAGCGCGUACGGUCCUGAAGGUCCUUGGUCUGACAACCGUGGGUUUGAUUCACUUGUGCAAACUUGUUCCGGUAUCAAUGUGGCAGAGGCCGAGCACUAUGGCGCUAACGAGCCGAUGCGCGUCCUGCCCUGUCAAGCAUUCGAUCAUGGAGCUGGUUAUCUAUUGGCGACCGGGAUUAUAGCUGCAUUAUACAAACGCGCCACUGAUGGGGGUGCCUACGAGGUCAGCGUAUCCUUAGCUGCUGUCAUGAAAUAUAUGCGGUCCUUAGGCCGAUACGAUGGCAAAAGUGGAUUCGACCGGAGAGAUUUCAAGAAGCCGGAGGAUGUCAAGCAGUAUCUAGAAUCGCGACACACAUAUCUCGGGGUCCUCGAGGCAGUAAGACACUCCGCCUGCAUUGAGGGCCUGUCCGUCGGUUGGGACAUCAUGCCGAAACCAUUGGGUAGUGAUACGGCGGGUUGGCUUUGA